This is a messenger RNA of Phycodurus eques (leafy seadragon), 4132 nucleotides long. It is a transcript of the gene prdm1a, whose product is annotated as PR domain containing 1a, with ZNF domain. Gene Ontology annotation, cellular component: nucleus; cytoplasm. NCBI's taxonomy places the organism in Eukaryota, Metazoa, Chordata, Actinopteri, Syngnathiformes, Syngnathidae. Gene Ontology annotation, biological process: cell fate commitment; regulation of transcription by RNA polymerase II. Gene Ontology annotation, molecular function: RNA polymerase II cis-regulatory region sequence-specific DNA binding; DNA-binding transcription repressor activity, RNA polymerase II-specific; histone deacetylase binding. The record is from RefSeq and is a predicted model, not a curated record.
GCCCAAGGCAGCACACACACGCGCGCACACACACGUGAGGACUAGCGCGGAGUAUCACGGCGAGGAGAGCUCGGCGUGCACCUGUCCCACACACACACACACACACACGCACGCACGGAGAGUCCCUGACCAGACGUCCUUAUGUGUGGAUGGGACCAAAGCUACACGGCGACCUCUCAAAGCUCGGCCAUGUUGACCAGUGAGGGGGCGCACACCAUGGAGCAGGACGCCUCCCACCAUGCCGCCAAGAUGGCCUCCAUCAGCUCAGACGGCGUCCGGACGGACUCGGACGUGGACAUGGACUCGAUGGAGGCAGCGGAUGAGGCUGACAUGACUCGCUGGACAGAGGCCGAGUUUGAGGAGAAGUGCACGUACAUUGUCAAGGAUAGCACAUGGGAGGCCGGACUGGAGGGGGAUGCUAACGCUAACGCUGCUAACACCGGCGGCAUCAGGGCACACGCCUCACUGCCCCGAAACCUCAUGUUCAAACACACAGCUGAUGGAAAAGAGGUUGUGGGCGUAUGCAGCCGGGAGUACAUCCCCAAGGGUACCCGCUUCGGACCCCUGGUUGGCCAAAUCUACACGGCCAACAGCGUGCCCAAAGACGCCAACCGCAAGUACUUCUGGCGGAUCUACGCCGAUGGCGACUUCCACCAUUUUGUGGACGGUCUGGACGAAUCUCGCUCCAACUGGAUGCGCUACGUUAACCCGGCCCACUCGGUGGCCGAGCAGAACGUGGCGGCGUGCCAGAACGGCUUGGACGUUUACUUCUACACCGCCAGGCCCGUGCCGGCCGGGGCUGAGCUCCUGGUGUGGUACUGCCAUGACUACGCACGCAGACUACACUACCCGCCAUCAGGGGACCUCAUGAUGCAGAAGCUCAAACGGUCCCUGCUGGAGGUGAAGCAGCAUCAGGCGUCUGACCCAUCGCCACCCACCUCCGCCACCCCUCGGGCCCCCAAGCGGGAGCACAGUGUACUAUCCAUCCUGCGGGAUGUCCCCAAGAGCGAGCCUAGCCGCCCUCUGCCCACUCGCUCGCGUUUCGCCUACAGCCCCGAGCGCCCCUUGUACCCACGUGCCCUCUACCCGCCCCUUAGGGGUAACCCCGAGGAGUUCCUAAAAGCAGGUGCCCUGGGUUACCCUCGUUCCCCUGGCGACCAGUCGUCGGCCACGCCCAGCUCAUCGGCGAGGAGCAGCCCGGAGAGCAGCCCCCAGGGAAGCCCGUCCGUGCCUUUCUACCCGGGCGGACUGGGGCCAUAUCCCAGCUACUCUCCGCCGUCCGCCGCCCCGCUGUCGUCCUUCUACCCCCCAGGGGCGCCCUACUCUCGCUACCUCCUGCCGCAUCACUAUGCGCUUCCUGGGGGCGGUGUCCCCACCGUGGGGGGAAUCUACCCCAGGAUGUACCCACUUUACCUGCCCCCCCACGUGCCCCUCCUACCCUCAGACGUGGCAGGGCGGCGUUUCCUGAUGUCAGACGCCACCCAUCCAUCCCGGGACUUCCUCCUACCGGCGCCCACUAGCGCCUUCUCGGCAGCCGCCUCCCUCAAGGACAAGGCGACCGCGCACCGCCCUUACGCCGGUCACCACUCCCCGUCUACCGGAUCCCCCGCUCCGGGGGUUCCCGGUGAGCGGGCGCCCACCAAGCUGUGCGACUCGGACGAAGAGGCGGUGAACCUGGUGAAGGUGAAGCGGGGUGUUGGCUCUGCCGGGUACAAAGCGCUGCCCUACCCGCUCAAGAAGCACAAUGGGAAAAUCAAGUAUGAGUGCAAUGUGUGCACCAAGACUUUCGGACAGCUUUCCAAUCUCAAGGUCCACCUCCGUGUCCACAGCGGCGAGCGACCGUUCAAGUGUCAGACGUGCAACAAGGGCUUCACACAGCUCGCCCACCUGCAGAAACACUACCUUGUCCAUACGGGAGAGAAACCGCACGAGUGCCAGGUGUGCCACAAGCGCUUCAGCAGCACCAGCAACCUGAAGACCCACCUGCGCCUCCACUCGGGCGAGAAGCCGUACCACUGCAAGCUGUGCCCGGCCAAGUUCACGCAGUUUGUACACCUCAAGCUCCAUAAGCGCCUGCACUCCCGCGAGCGCCCCCACAAGUGCUCGCAGUGCCAUCGCCACUACAUCCACCUGUGCAGCCUACGGCUUCACCUCAAGGGCUACUGCCCGGCCACUGCUCCCCACCACAUCGCCGCCGAUGAAGUCCAACGCGCCAACGAGGAAAUCGAACGCUUCGACAUGAGCGAGCAUGCUGAGCAACUGGAGAGGCUCCAAGGCGGAGCAGAGUUGGACGCCGUCUUAGAGAAGCAGGUUCUGGGGGCCGGGUGGCGCCAGUCUUCGGUCAUCAAGGUGCGGCGCGGACUUGCCGUCAAACAGGAGGCAGAUGUGUGAGGGAGGCGAGGUGGGGACCACUUCAGGGACUCGCUACUCAGGGCUCAAAUUUGACAAUCACCCUCCUAAGGUCUCCAUUUCCACACUUUUAAUUUAUUAGAUGAUGUUUCCAGAACAUUCUUCAGGGUUUACAAGAAUGAUUCCACAAUUUUGUCUGUGUCCCUUUACCACUUAAUUUAAAUGACAGGAACAAAGGGCAAGUGUGUGUGUUACAACAGUUACCUCAGAGUGCAUGUGGGAGUACAUGUGAGAGUGCGCGUGUGUCAAGGGAAAGGCUGAAGACGGAAUUUUUUUUUCUAUUUAUUUGCUCUUUGGCUACUUGAAGAAGAAGAAAUGAAAGUGGAGUGCAGCUGGUCAACAUGUAGCACCUGUUUUGUCAUUGUUUUAGUUAUAAUACUGAUGACACUGUCAGUGAUGUGGACUUGACGCUCAAAACCAAAGUUGACUGCAUGGACUUCCAGAAUGCAAAAUGCAGGAAGAAUGUGAAGAAGGGACUUUGAUUUUAUUUUAUUUAAUUUGUUUUUCAUAUGAAAUUUACGUCAUUUUACUUGUAUUGUUAUUUUAUUUGCAAUGAAUUAUAGACAUUGUCAGUGAUGCGGAUGUGACACUCAAAACCAAAGUUGACCAGAUUUCUAAACUGUAAACGUCCAAAGUAGCAACAAUUUGAAGAGAUUUUGUUAUUUAAUUUAUUUUUACUUUAUUUUUUUAAUUAAUUUUAAUCAUCUUGUUAAUUUCCAUUUCAAUUAUUUAAUUUGAAUUUAAUUUUACUUUUUUUUAAUUUGUUGAUUUUUAUUUUCAUUUUUCACUUUGAUGCUAUUUCUAAUUUUAUUUUACAAUUUCUUUUAAAUAUGUUCAUUUUAUUAUAAAUAACACUUUGUGUGACACUCCAAACAAAAGUUGACUGGACUAAAAACUGCAAACAUCCAAACCAGGGAGAAUUUGAAGAAGGAAUUUUAUUAGAUUGAAUAUUUAACUUUUAAUUUUUUAAAUUCAUUUUAUCCUUUAUUUUGUUUUCAUCUUUUAUUUACUUUCAUUUUGUACUUUUAUUUAUUCACUAACCUUUUAAAAAAAUGUAUUCUUAUUUUUCAUUUGGAAUAUUUUUGUUUAUUUUUUCAUCAAUUUAAAUAGUUUUCUUAAUUUUCAUCUUUUCAUUUUAUUUUACUUUUGUUUCAGCUUUAAUUAUAGUUUUAAAGCAUUUUAUUCAUCCAUUUUUUAAAAUUGUAUUCUUAGUUUUCAUUGGUUUUUACUUUUUAUAUUUAUUUUUUCCAUUUUAAUAAAUUUAAAUUUAUUUUAUUUUCAUUUUUAAAAAAUAUUUAUUUUACUUCAAUUGUAACUUUUAAAAAUUUUGUUUUACUCUUCUAUUCACGUUUUUUUUUUUAAAUUUGCUCUCAAUAACAACACUGUCCAUGUGUGACGCUCCAAACCAAAGUUGACUGGACUUCCAAACUGCAAGCGCCCAAAGCAGGAAGAAUGUGAAAAAGAAAUCAAGGGACUUUUGAUUUAAUUUUUGUUCCGAGCCUCUCCCCCAACCACCUUUCUUAUGCACUGGCCCCGCCCCCUUUCGCAUCUUCCUCUUUGACCAAAAAGUGUCUCGUCUUGUUGUUCGUCGAGCUUUAAACUUCACAAACUGUGUGUGCGUCUGUGUUUACAUGCUGGUUGGUUUACAAAUUGUUUAAUUUAUGUGCAAAAAUGUCCAAAUGUGUAAAUUAUUUUGAGAAUUAUAAAUAUUCACUGCUUUUAA